CUUAUUCAGUUCACAUUAAAUUGGCAGUGUACAAAUGUUUUGUUGUGGGCUAAAGAUUGCCCCCAUGGGUUACAGUAAGGUUACUUUAUAAUAACAUUUUCAAAUGGAAAUGAAGGAAUUCGGUCCAGCAUGGUAUGUGCUCUUUACACAAAUAACUAUGUGUAAUAUCUGGCAACGAUUCAUUCAAUAAAGCAAAGAUCAAAAGUUUGAUAAGGAAAUAACAUGCCCCACGUGACUGUCGUUUGUUAUCCAUUAAACAGACGUCACGCUAUCUUUUGAUUAUGAUCCAAGUCUAAGAUUGACUUAAUGAUACAUUGUUAAGAGACUUUCGUGCAAAGGUUGUUAGGCGAUCCUUUGGAGUGUCGAGGGUCGAUAGACUCUGACUCUGACCGUCGUCGUCGUGUUUCUCAUUGUAGUGCUGGUGGUGAGUGUCCUCAUCAUGGGAUGCUGCUUCAUGAAGCGGAACAAGAAGAAAUCAGAGAAACGGAACGAUACUCUAUGCAUCAGCCUUCCAUUGGAGAGGACUCAGAACGCCUACAUGUACGCUCAAGCCACAUCAAGUACCAGGCCUGUACAAGCGAAUCGUCCGGAAGAUCCCGGGUAUGACAAACUGUGUAGAGUAAAGGGCAACCUACUGAAAGUCCCCGAGACAGAACGGGAUACAGCAAAGAUAUACAGCCAUCUGGCCAGUCAGGAAGCAGACUGGGACUGUGCUGACGAAAGCCAUUAUGACACGACGUUGCGUAAGCAUGGCGGAAAACCAGUGGAUAAGGAAUACGACAAAGUGUUUAUGCAGGGAAAAUAAACAUGCACGUCGGUUGUUGAGCUUAUUGUGUGAAGUCAAUACCAAUGUCCUCCUCAGCAGCAGGAUUGCUGACAAACUCUAUCCACUUACUAACUUCUCCAAAGGGGACUGAUUAAGAUGCCUUUUGCUUGUCUUGGUGUGGUUUUGCCAUGUAAACCGUGUGUGUCAGUGUGAGUGAUUAAGUGGUGUGAGUAGCCACUUCGUUCCGCUGGUUUCAGAAGUAAAGGAGUCCGGAAUAAGCAGGUUUCGUUGUACAUGUCGGUGACACCUAUCGGCUGUCCCUAUCCAUCUAGCCAUGACAGUUUCGUUGUUCAAUCCUUCCUUAAAUUUCCGUUGUUUGGAACACACACACACACACACACACACACACACACACACACACACACACACACACACACACACACACACACACAUAACCACAACCACAACCACACACACAUGUACAGUUUAUUAUAUAGUUUAAUAUUAUGUAAUCUAAUUGUUCCAUUCGCAGUAAAAUAGAUUAAAUUUUCA
This is a messenger RNA of Haliotis rufescens (red abalone), 1318 nucleotides long. RefSeq lists its product as uncharacterized. The record is from RefSeq and is a predicted model, not a curated record. The transcript has 3 exons. NCBI's taxonomy places the organism in Eukaryota, Metazoa, Mollusca, Gastropoda, Lepetellida, Haliotidae. The coding region runs from base 440 to 805 and encodes 121 amino acids.